AUGUCCGAUGGCAAUUACAUUGAGGGGAGCUGGUUCUUCUACGCUCCAAACAAGGGCGCCGCCGUGUUCUUCACUGUAGCCUUUGCAUCCUCCGCCUUGGUUCACUGCUGGCAGUGCUACCGUUACAGAUCAUACAUGCUCAUGAUUCUCAUCCUGGCCUGUUCCAUCGUGUUAACGGCCGGCUUUGCAGUCAGAAUAUAUUGUGCAAUUGACUACCAAAAUAUCCGUACUUUCAUUGCCACCACCUUCCUGGUAUACUCGGCACCCCCAGUCCUCGAGCUGGCAAACUACCACAUCCUCGGCCGCAUCCUCUCCUUCGUCCCCUACUGCUCCCCCCUCCACCCGGGCCGCGUCUUCACAACCUUCGCUAUUCUCUCUUGCAUAGUCGAGGUCCUAAACGCUCUAGGCGUCACGUACAGCUCCAUCUCCGCCCUCCCACCCACCACAAUCCGCACCGGCCAAGCCCUCCUCAAGGCCUCGCUGGUACUGCAGCUCGUCGUCGCGCUCCUCUUCGCCGUCCUUGCGGUCUCCUUCCACCGCCGGUGCCUCUCGCGCGGCGUCCGCGACCGCAGGGUCGUGGGCCCCCUGGUGACGCUGUACGUCUCCACCGCGCUCAUCACGGUGCGCACCGUGUACCGCGUCGUCGAGUACUGGGCCGCCGCGACCGUGUCGGGCAGCCCGAGCCCCGUCGUCCGGCACGAGUGGUUCUUCCUCGUGUUUGAGGCCUCCGUCGUGCUGCUGGAUUGCGUCCUGUUUAAUGUGUUUCAUCCCCGUAGAUUCCUGCCUCGGAAUAGCAAGACGUUCCUCGCUCUCGAUGGCGUCUCGGAGGUGGAGGGCCCUGGGUGGAGUGAUAGCCGCCCGUGGAUGGUGACGCUCUGUGAUCCGUUUGAUGUUAUGGGCGCUAUUCGCCCGGCGGGGAAGUCGGGCGAGAGGUUUUGGGAGACGGAUGGCGUAGAGAGUGUGCUUAGUGGCUCGAAACAGGUUGUGGAAAGGGAGAGUUAA
Phialemonium atrogriseum is the source of this 1002-nucleotide messenger RNA. Its product is annotated as RTA1 like protein-domain-containing protein. Gene Ontology annotation, cellular component: membrane. NCBI's taxonomy places the organism in Eukaryota, Fungi, Ascomycota, Sordariomycetes, Cephalothecales, Cephalothecaceae. The record is from RefSeq and is a predicted model, not a curated record. Bases 1 to 1002 code for a protein of 333 amino acids. The transcript has 4 exons.